AGAAAAAUGCGGUUGAGGGUGCCUCCCCUGCCUCCAGGGUGAUGACGUACCUGCGAGACCAGGUCACGCGGUGGGAACGUGCGAGGCGGGCCUCCAGUCGUGAACUAGCCACGACGUCAGAGCUGCAGAGGGAGAAAGGGAGUCAGCGCAGGAUCGAACGUUCCCUCGUGACGCACUUCCUACCGUCCUUUCUCAGCGUCCGCCAUUCCUACACGGUGGCAUACUUCUUUCGCUGGCGGACCUAUUGCUGAAUUCUUGGCAAAAUGGUGAACUUUACAGUAGACCAGAUACGUGGGCUCAUGGACAAAAAGAAGAACAUCAGGAACAUGUCCGUGAUUGCCCACGUGGAUCAUGGCAAAUCAACUCUGACUGACUCUCUGGUCUCCAAGGCUGGUAUCAUUGCCUCUGCAAAGGCAGGAGAGACUAGAUUCACAGAUACUCGAAAGGAUGAGCAGGAACGAUGCAUCACCAUCAAGUCCACGGCUAUUUCCAUGUACUUUGAGCUAUCUGAAAAGGAUUGCAACUACAUCACUAAUGAGGAACAGAGGGAAAAGGGGACAAAUGGAUUCUUGAUCAACUUGAUUGAUUCCCCGGGGCACGUGGAUUUCUCAUCAGAAGUGACAGCUGCUCUUCGCGUCACUGAUGGUGCUCUUGUCGUUGUUGACUGCGUCUCUGGUGUGUGCGUGCAGACAGAGACUGUUCUUCGGCAGGCCAUUGCCGAACGGAUCAAGCCUGUACUUUUUAUGAAUAAGAUGGAUCGUGCUCUGUUGGAACUGCAGCUUGAUCCGGAAAAACUCUUCCAGACCUUCCAGCGGAUUGUAGAGAAUGUGAACGUUAUCAUCGCAACCUAUGGAGAUGACUCAGGUCCAAUGGGUCCGAUCUUUGUGGAUCCCUGCAAGGGCAGUGUUGGAUUUGGAAGUGGUCUGCAUGGCUGGGCUUUUACUCUGAAGCAGUUUGCUGAGAUGUAUGCUGAGAAAUUCAAGAUCCCUGUUGAUAAACUAAUGCCCAGGCUAUGGGGGGAGAACUUCUUCAAUGGAGAAACAAAGAAAUGGAGCAAGAGCAAGGAUGAUAAGAACAAGCGAUCAUUCUGCAUGUAUGUCCUUGAUCCCAUCUUCAAGAUUUUUGAUGCAAUCAUGAACUACAAGAAGGAGGAGGUGGAGAAGCUCUUGACCAAAUUGAACAUUGUCCUAAAGGGUGAAGAUAAAGAGAAGGAUGGCAAGGCCUUGCUGAAGGUGGUUAUGAGAUCAUGGUUGCCUGCUGGAGAAGCACUUCUACAGAUGAUUACCAUCCAUCUUCCAUCUCCAGUUACUGCUCAGCGUUACAGGAUGGAACUUCUCUAUGAAGGUCCCCAUGAUGAUGAGGCUGCUAUGGGAAUCAAGAACUGCAAUCCUGAUGCAGUGUUAAUGAUGUACAUCAGCAAGAUGGUACCAACAUCUGAUAAAGGGCGUUUCUAUGCCUUUGGAAGAGUGUUCUCCGGCAAGGUGUGCUCUGGAAUGAAGGCUCGUAUCUUGGGUCCCAACUAUGUACCAGGGAAGAAGGAUGAUUCAUAUGAGAAAAGCAUCCAGAGAACGAUCCUUAUGAUGGGUCGUUAUGUUGAGGCCAUUGAAGAGGUUCCAGCUGGAAACAUCUGUGGAUUGGUUGGAGUUGAUCAGUUUUUGGUGAAGACUGGAACCAUUACCACCUAUAAGGAUGCGCACAACCUUCGUGUGAUGAAGUUCAGUGUUUCGCCUGUUGUCCGAGUUGCCGUUGAGCCGAAAAACCCCUCUGACCUUCCAAAACUUGUUGAAGGUUUGAAGCGCCUGGCCAAGUCAGAUCCUAUGGUUCAAUGCAUCAUUGAAGAGUCUGGAGAGCACAUCGUUGCUGGAGCUGGAGAGCUUCAUUUGGAAAUCUGUUUAAAGGAUUUGGAAGAAGACCAUGCUUGCAUCCCCAUUAAAAAGUCUGACCCAGUGGUCUCUUAUCGGGAGACAGUGAGUGAGGAAUCUGAGGUCACGUGCUUGAGCAAGAGUCCCAACAAGCACAACCGUCUUUUCAUGAGGGCUGUUCCCAUGCCUGAUGGGCUGGCUGAUGACAUUGACAGGGGAGAUGUAAAUGCCCGGGAUGACUUCAAGAUAAGAGGCCGAUACUUGAGCGACAAAUAUGAAUAUGAUCCAACAGAAGCACGUAAGAUCUGGUGCUUUGGUCCUGAUGGUACAGGACCCAACAUCCUGGUUGAUUGCACCAAGGGAGUCCAAUAUUUGAAUGAAAUCAAGGACUCUGUGAUUGCUGGCUUCCAGUGGGCUUCUAAAGAGGGAGUGUUGGCUGAGGAGAACAUGCGGGCUGUGCGAUUCAACAUCCAUGAUGUGACGCUACAUGCCGAUGCCAUCCACCGUGGCGGCGGUCAGAUCAUCCCGACGACCAGGCGAUGUCUGUAUGCCUGCAUCCUCACCGCUCACCCAAGAAUCAUGGAGCCGGUGUAUCUGUGUGAGAUCCAAUGUCCCGAGAAUGCAGUGGGUGGGAUCUAUGGCGUGCUGAAUCGCAGGCGAGGGCAUGUCUUUGAGGAGAUGCAAGUCAUGGGCACUCCCAUGUUCGUGGUGAAGGCAUAUCUGCCCGUCAACGAAUCUUUCGGAUUCACUGCGGAUCUGCGCAGCAACACGGGCGGCCAAGCUUUCCCGCAAUGCGUGUUUGAUCAUUGGCAGAUCCUGCCUGGGGACCCAACCGAUGGGAAGUCUCGACCCCAUGAAAUCAUCCAGGUAAUCCGUAAGAGGAAGGGAUUGAAGGAAGGCCUACCUGACCUGACCCAGUACUUGGACAAGUUGUAAUGGCCAGAUGGACACCUAGAUUCCCCAGCAUACUCUGCACCUCCUCUGUUCUCUCUCUUUUUCUUUGUCUGUCUUUCAAUCUCUCCAUUUUCUGUUUUCUUGCCCUCGGUCUUUUCACUUCUUGUGGUUUCUUUAACUUAUAUUGACUCUUUUCAGAAUUUCGUUCAUAUUUUGUCUGUUGGUCCUUGAAGUUGCUCUUUGAACCAGAGACAGGUGCAAAUGUAUGCUGAGGUGGGAAUGCUUUUGAUGUGGAAAUGGUAAAAAAAAAAAAAACGGAAUAUGGAAAGGUC
This is a messenger RNA of Darwinula stevensoni, 3088 nucleotides long. The record is from the annotation of a GenBank genome assembly. Lineage: Eukaryota; Metazoa; Arthropoda; Ostracoda; Podocopida; Darwinulidae.